Molecule: messenger RNA, 4080 nt
Organism: Cutaneotrichosporon oleaginosum
Lineage: Eukaryota; Fungi; Basidiomycota; Tremellomycetes; Trichosporonales; Trichosporonaceae
Source: RefSeq, a predicted model, not a curated record
CAAGGUGUCACACUUCUCACCAUUCACUUCCCGACAUGGCGACAGCAACGCCAGACUUCGGGACGCAGCUCGCCAACGUGCGGAGGCUGACGUCUUCAGCCCUUGCACACCAAGCUAAGCCGGCGCAGCUCCUCACUGCCAUCGAGGCUACGAUUUCGUCCACACUUCCCGGCUCCACCCUCCCUCACUCCUCUACCGCCUACUUUACCGCGCUCCUUCAGUGCCUCGAGAAGGCAUGCUCGGACGAGAUCCUUCCUGGGGAGACGGGUGAGGAGAUGGCGGAGACGGAGAACAUGGGUGGCGGUGCCCUGGUCCCGGCGACGCUGUAUCUUCUGGCAAUCGUUGUGCCGGAGACGCCGGCGCAGGUCGUGCUCUCUAAGGUAUCUCCGCUCCUCGAGUGCCUUCUUCCGCUCUAUCCUACUGCCCUGGAAAACCCUCCUCCCCUCCGCUCCCUCAUCCAGAUUUGCACAAGCGCCAUCCUCUUCGCGACGCCCGGGCUCCUUGGAUCGUCCCCCCACCUCAAGCGCGCAUGGAACUACCUGCUCGAGCUCAACCUCGACCCUCGUCCCAAGGUCCGGCAUCUUGCACAGGAGGGCGUCCGCAAAAUUCUCAUCACUCCGGUGCCCCCACGCGUUACUCCCGGCGCGCACCCGUACCUUUCGCGCGCUCGUGACUGGGUCACCACAGUGCUUGAAGAGGACAUCCGCUCGGGAGGGUCCAGCAAGGCCGCUGCCAAGGGCAAGAAGGCGCGCUUCGCCGACUCUGAGGACUCUGAGGGGAAGAAGGCGAUCUGGGUCGUGCAGGGGUUGCGAGGCUGGGUCGCCGUUUGGGGCGAUGACGAACUGAGCAAGCUUUGCAGCCUCCUCCUCGCUCUCCCUCCGCACCCCCACCUUACUGCGCAAGUUUACUCACUUCUCGCACACCUCCUUUCCCCUCCACCAGCGGACCAGCACGCAGCCAAGCCUGCGGUAAUGACGAACCUGCCCAAGAUCGUCGACUCGCUCCUUCAGUCGCCGCCCGAGCUCGGCUCCACGGACAUGGCAUCUUACCUCUCUGCCCUCAGCUCUGCUCUUAUCAAGAUGGUGCUGCAGGACCCCGCCAAUCUUGGCACAUACCUCCCCAAGGCGUUCAACUUCAUCUUCAAUGAGACCCUGCUGGCACCAUCUGCGUCGGCGGCUGUCUGCGCCGCUGCUGCCGACGCUGUUGCCAACGGCAUCGUCCGCUACUGCAUUACGGACGAUGGUAUCGUCGCUGCGAUUGAGUAUAUGCGCCGAGGGUCACAUAUGCCUGGCGCGCGCAAGAAGCAGAAGACGCCCUUCCUCACGCGCCUGCUUGCCGCGCUGACCGAGGCCCUCGACUCACACGCGCUUCGCAUCAACCAUCUCCUCACGAUUCUUGCCUCACUCAUCUCGCGUCUGCGUCUGCGCAUCACGCUGGGCGAGGCCAAGGUCGACCCGGCUGGACGUGCACCAACCGCCGCAGAGGAGCUUCUUCUGCCGCUCAUCCAGGAUGUCGGAGACCUCCGCACACAGCCGGGCUUCGAUUACAAGGACAAGGUCGACGACGUCGUUGGCAUGGCCAUCGAGGUUAUCGGCGUCGAGGGCGUGCUCAAGGCGCUUCCACUUAACAUUGAGCCCGACGCAUCGGGUCGUCCUCCUCAGCCUGGCCGUGCCCACCUCCUCCCUCUCAUCCGCACUCGCACAACCAACGACUCGCUCGCCUUCUUCGCCGAGUUCUUCCGCCCAUUGUCUGAACGCAUUUUCGAGCGCAAGGUUAAAGCUGAAGAUGCCGGCAAGGACGGUGAGGCGAAGGUCUGGGAAACUAUUGUCAGCCAAAUUUGGGCCUGCCUGCCUGGCUUCUGCGACAUGCCUCGCGAUCUCAAGGAUGGCCUCACCAACCAGUUCCUGAGCCUCAUUACCAACCUUCUUUACUCCCAGCCGCUCCUCCUGUCACCCCUGCUGCGUUCGUUGACUCUGCUUGUGACCUCGACCGAGCGCCUGCUCGGCUCAACAACCGACCCCGCUGAGCUUCGCAAGCAGUUCGGCGUGGACCAGGAGGGCGCCAAGGCCGACGUCACUGCGCUCAAGGCUCUGGCUAAGGACAUGGUCGGUGUGCUUCUCAACGUCUUCAGCUCUACGCCUCGUGAGCAACGCGGCAUGGUGGGCGACGUUAUCGCCGCCUGGGUGCGCAUCAUGGACACGAAGGAUGUCAUUGAGACGUACAACACAGUCACCAAGCACCUUUCGGACAACCUCGGCUCGUCUAAGAUCCCGGGUCCUGGCGCGUCGCCCAUCUCGCACACUAUGCUGGACCUCCUCAUCAUCUUCGUCCCUAGCCUCCCUCCUGCGCAGUCCGUGUCGCUCUUUGCGGCAACCGCGACGCAGGACCUCCUCAUGCACUCAGACGCCACUGUCCAGAAGAAGGCGUACCGUCUCCUCACCCGUCUUAUUGAGGCUGGCAGGCUCGGUACUGCGAUUAACGGCGACAACCUCGAGACCUUUGUGCAGAAGCUGAACGAGGUCGCUACUGCUGUCGGCCCUGGUGCUCAGCGCGACCGUCUCCAGCUUCUCGGCACUGUCGUUGAGGCGCUCCCUACCGAUCGCCUUCACCUUAUUCCGGAGCUUCUCUCUGAGGCUGUCCUUGGCACCAAGGAGACCAACGAGAAGGCACGUGACGCUGGUUACGAGCUCCUCGUCGUCAUGGCCCACAAGAUGUCAAAGGGUGGCGAGGUCAAGCAGCAGGUUCCCAUUGACGAAGAAAGCGAGGAGAUGGAGGAGAAUACCGUCGCCGCCAAUGUUCAGGAGUACAUCACUAUGGUCGCUGCUGGUCUCACUGGUGACACACCCCACAUGAUCUCGGCCAGCAUCAACGCCCUGUCGCGUCUCCUGUUUGAGUUCAAGGACGACACCUCGAACGACCUCAUCUCGGAGCUCGUCGCCACCAUCGUGGUGUUUGUUGGCUCCAAGAACCGUGAGAUCGUAAAGUCCGCACUUGGCUUUGUCAAGGUCGCUGUCGUCGCCCUGCCCGUCGAUACCGUUGAGCCCCACCUCGACGCGCUCGUCCCUGCCCUCCUUGGCUGGGUUCACGACCACAAGAACCACUUCAAAUCGAAGACGGUUCACAUCUUCGAGCGCAUGAUCCGCAAGUUUGGCUACGAGGCGGUGUACAAGAACGCGCCAGAGGGCGGUGAGCGCAAGGUGCUCGAGAACAUCAAGCGCCGCAAGGACCGUGCGAAGCGCAAGAAGGCUGCGGCCGAGAACGGCGACGAUGAUGGUGCCGAGGGCAAGCCCAAGCAGUCAUCCGGCAACGCGUUUGACGACAUCCUGUACAACUCCGACUCGGACCUUGAGUCGGACGGCGAGGAAGAGUCCCGGCCCAUUAAGCCUCUGUCGAAGCGCCAGCGCAAGGCUGCGGCCGCGGCCGCGGCUGCUGGCCAGACGUUCAUCCGCAACGAAGGCGACGACCCGCUGGACCUGCUCUCGCGCUCGAUUGCGGGCGGCAUCACGCGUGCCGACCCCAGUGUAGCAGCGCGCAAGCGCCAGCCGGGGCAGGACGCGGCGCACUUCAAGACGGACCGGUCGGGCAAGCUCGUCAUCGAGGAGUCGGGCGACGAGGACGACGAGAUGGACGGCAAGCGCGCGGCCGGCGAGGGCAACGCGUACAUGACCGCGAUGCGGGGCGUGGACGGGGCGACGCGCGACGCGCGCGGUGGGCUCAAGUUCAACAAGAACACGAAGAGAGCGCGCGAGGCCGAGCGCGAGGAGGAGGCGAUGGACCUCGACGAGCUGAUUGGCGACAAGAAGCCCAAGAAGGCCAAGAAGAAGGCCGUCAAGCUCGGCGAGGAGUUCCGCUCCAAGCGCGGCAAGGGCGACGUCAAGCGCAACGACGGCCCCGACCCUUUCUCGUACGUGCCUAUCGGGCAGGCCGCGCAGCGCAAGGACCGCGGCGGGCACCGCGUCAACCUCACCAACAAGAAGAAGGGUUCGCGUGCAUAGAGGGUGCCAUGGGGCGUGGGCUUAUAGAGCGUCAAUAUCGCAUUGUGAUACCUCAUGUACUUUUCGAUCUGGACUGCAGCGGAUG